This is a messenger RNA of Wyeomyia smithii (pitcher-plant mosquito), 2307 nucleotides long. RefSeq lists its product as uncharacterized. The transcript is spliced from 2 exons. Bases 1 to 2307 code for a protein of 768 amino acids. NCBI's taxonomy places the organism in Eukaryota, Metazoa, Arthropoda, Insecta, Diptera, Culicidae. The record is from RefSeq and is a predicted model, not a curated record.
AUGAAGGACUAUCUAACAUCCGGGCACAUGGAAAAAAUUGAAGAAGACGACAUAAACAAUGAUAAACCUAUGUAUUACUUGCCUCAUCAUGCGGUACUUAAACCUGAGAGCAAGACUACUAAAUUGAGAACUGUUUUUAACGCAUCUGCCAGUACAUCAACCGGACUAUCGUUGAAUGACGUUUUGAUGAGCGGACCCACAAUCCAACAAGAACUUUUCAGCAUUCUUCUAAGGUUCCGAAGUCAUCGUUACGCACUGAUAGGAGAUGUAAAACAAAUGUUUAGGCAAAUGUUGAUUCACGUAGAUGAUCGGCAAUUGCUGCUAAUAUUUUUGCGAUUCUCACAUAAAGAAGCAGUCAACACCUAUCGCUUAAAUACUGUCACAUAUGGAACUUACUCGGCACCAUUUGCAGCGACUCGGUGCUUACGACAAUUGGCUAUCGAGAACGAGGAACGGUAUCCAGAAGCCUCUAAUGUAAUUAAAAUGGACUUCUACAUGGACGACGUAUUGACAGGACAUGAUGACCCGGAAAGGUUGAUUCAAACAAAGAACGAGAUGAGCACGAUUCUGAAGAGUGCAGGUUUUGAGCUACAUAAAUGGAAAGCUAACGAUCCUUCAAUAGUACCUGACGAUGGGAGCACUUCAAUAGUGAAAAUUCUGGGAAUGCUUUGGAAUACAAGAGCAGAUAUGUUUGGAUUUCGAGCAGACAUAAAUAUGAGCGCAAGAACCACAAAACGAAACGUAUUGUCAGAGGUGCAAAAAAUUUUCGAUCCUCUAGGGAUUCUAAGUCCGAUCGUUCUACAUGGCAAAUUAACAAUUCAAGACAUUUGGUCGGUAAAGCUAGAAUGGGAUCAAGAACUUCCAGAACAAAUUAUGAAUCAAUGGAAAUGGUUCUGUAAGCAGGUGGAAGAAAUUAACAAAAUCUCUAUUUCUACAUACGUUCACAGCAAAGGUUGCUUGGUAGAACUUCACGGAUUCGCAGACGUAGCCAAACGUGCUUAUGGUGCGGUUAUUUACGUAAGAACGGCCAAUGAAAAAGGCAUCAAUGUCAGGCUGUUGUGCUCAAAAUCCCGAAUCGCACCAAGCAGUAAAAAGACGAACAUAGAAGACACAACCAUCCCACGCAUGGAGCUACGAGCGGCAACUUUGCUGGUAGAACACAUGGCUAAAGCCAAGGAAGCACUUGCGAUCGAAGUACACGGGAUCUAUUACUGGACUGACUCGAUGGUCACAUUAGAUUGGAUCUCCAAUCUGACAAAGAAAAGGCCAACCUUCAUCAGCAAUCGCGUUAGGAAGAUAAAUGAUAUGUCACCAAUCGAAAACUGGAAUCACGUCGGGUCAAAGGAGAACCCAGCAGAUCUUAUUUCCCGGGGAACGUCUACACAAAAGCUAGCGGAGAGCACGAUUUGGUGGAAGGGCCCUGCAUUCCUCGAAGGACGCGAUCGCACGUGGACUCAAAGGCCAUCAAGAGUCAUGAUCACACAAGAGCAACAACAAGUAGACUCUCGUUGCGAAGAUCGUUAUUCGAAAUUAGAAAAGUUGCAGAGAGUUGUAGCAUACUGUCUGCGUUUCAAACGAAACUGUCACAUACAGCAAAUUGAAAGAGAAACAGGGCCACUUACGUUGAAGGAGCUAGAUGAUGCUCAGUUGUGCAUUGUUCGAAUGGCACAAACUAUAUACUUUGCAAACGAGAUUCAACUGUUAAAGAAAAAUAAAUCGUUGCCCAGUUCUAGCACCCUCAUAACUCUCCAACCAUUCUUAGAUGAUCGUCAGGUUCUUCGCGUUGGAGGACGCAUUCAGGCGGCCGGAGUGGAAUUUAACCAGCAGCACUCAAUUAUUUUGUCAUCGAAAUGCCCAAGUUCAGGAGUUGCCACUUCAAACACGGCUACCUUUAAUGCGCCGAUAACGAAACCGUGGCUGGAGAAAACGUUCCCAGACCUAACUCCCUGGGAUGGAGCACAACUGCGUGUUUACAACACGGAUAACCUGCCGAAAGCUAUUCUGUUCGCAGGUUAUUUUUUAAACAGCGUGGACACAUCAAACGGAAUAAUAUUGCGAUUCAUCCAAAAUCAGAACGACGGUAUCUCUGCACUGGAUUGGCGCGUAAAGAACCGCAAGGUAGCAGGGAAAACCGUCGAAUUGUUUCUAGAGAUCGACGAACAAUCCGUCUCCCGUAUCAGCGAGCAACGCUUUUUAUUAAACUAUAUGUUUGGUGAAGCUCGCAUGCGCCGAGUGGGCAGGCCUACAACCAACGCACUGAAGGGAACUGAAGUUGACGCCAAGGAUGGAAAAAAUCGUGUCGCCUAA